CUAUCAAAGGCUGCAGUUACUCCAAUCUUGUCUGCUCGUGCAUACCAUAAAAUUUCUUUAAUUAAUAUUAUUGAAGUUUUUGGAAGAAUUCAAUCACUUAUUGCUUGUCAAUUAGGCAACUUUAAUAUUGGCAUAAUAAAUUUAAAAACAUCUUGGGUUUCUUGGUUUUCUAUAAAAUUGUUAAAGGGUACUUGCUGUUUUAUUUUUGGUGGUGCAAAUUUACUAGUUGAUGAAAUGAAUUCAUUUGUAAAAAGCAAAUUGGAUGUGGAUGUUGAAGUCUCAGAAAUCAUAGUAGAAAGUUUAUUCUCUGAAUCAGAAUCAUCCUUUCUUGCUAUUAGUACUGAUCAAGAAAAAAUCUCUGUAAUCUUAUCCGCAUUAUACUGUUCAUUAAAAUUUGGACAACUUCGAAGAUGGCUUCGAUAUAGUUUCGCCUUAUUAGAAACAAAAUAUUUAGGUUUUGUUAUAGCAACAAGUAAG
Messenger RNA from Racocetra persica, 477 nucleotides. The record is from the annotation of a GenBank genome assembly. NCBI's taxonomy places the organism in Eukaryota, Fungi, Glomeromycota, Glomeromycetes, Diversisporales, Gigasporaceae.